Molecule: messenger RNA, 1945 nt
Organism: Salvelinus sp. IW2-2015
Lineage: Eukaryota; Metazoa; Chordata; Actinopteri; Salmoniformes; Salmonidae
Product: dual specificity protein phosphatase 7-like
Biological process (GO): protein dephosphorylation; negative regulation of MAPK cascade
Cellular component (GO): cytosol; cytoplasm
Molecular function (GO): MAP kinase tyrosine/serine/threonine phosphatase activity; MAP kinase tyrosine phosphatase activity; protein tyrosine/threonine phosphatase activity
Source: RefSeq, a predicted model, not a curated record
UUAGUUCAGCCUGCUUGUCACAGCGGUUACUGGAAAUGAAACACGGGAGGCGGUAGAAUAGCAAACAUGUUAAAAACAUGUCAUAUAGCUGCGAUUCAUCCGGAAUCCACAUUUUCAUCAGAUUUAUAUAAUAACGCGAUAUAGGUCAUUUUCAUUAAAGGACUGCGUAAAAGACCGCAGUGUUAAAUGGACGUCGACCGCAUCUGAAUGAACCCAGCAUAAUUUCUAGCCAACGGACUGAAAUAACAUAUCGUUAAUGUGUUCAAGCCUGGUGGUGUGUUCAUUCCGUCUACCAGCCUUGGCGAGCAGCGGUGCUGCUGUAUCGGUGGACGAAAGUGAUCAGAGCGGACUCGAUUCUGUCCUUUACCAAAGCAGUAGAAGUUUAGCGCCGUGUUUUGUAUUUCCCCCCUCAUGUUACUGCAAAGAGUCAUCUCCACAUUUCCCUAAUGAAAAUUAAUCUUUGGAACGGUUCCCGGGACGUGACAGAGAUUAUGUCGAGUAAAAGUGUGGAAUGGCUUCAAGAAGAACUGGAGUCCGGGCUCGGGGUGAGCUCACUACUGCUGCUGGACUGCCGAUCUCACGAGCUUUACGAAUCGUCGCACAUUGAGUCGGCCAUCAACCUGACGAUCCCCGGUUUGAUGCUGCGGAGACUGAAGAAGGGGAAUCUACCGAUCCGGUCCAUCAUCCCCAACAACGAGGAUAAGGAGAAAUUCGUGAAGCGGUGCAAGACAGACAUGGUUCUUCUCUAUGACGAGGCCACUACGGACUGGCAGGAGACCGGGGUGGCGAGCUCCGUUCUCGGCUUGUUGUUGCAAAAGCUCCGAGAUGAAGGUUGUAAGGCUUUCUACCUGGAAGGUGGCUUCAACAGGUUCCAGACCGAGUACCCAGAGCACUGUGAGACCAACCUGGACUGUUCCUGCCCCAGCAGCUCCCCGCCGGCCUCCGUCCUCGGUCUGGGCGGGCUGAGGAUCAGCUCUGACUGUUCUGAUGGGGAGUCAUCGGACAGGGAACCGGUCAGCGCCACCGAGUCCGAGGGCAGCCCACUUCCCAACAACCAGCCUGCCUUCCCGGUCCAGAUCUUACCGUACCUCUACCUGGGCUGUGCCAAAGACUCCACCAACCURGACGUCCUGGGGAAGUACAACAUCAAGUACAUCCUCAACGUCACGCCCAACCUGCCCAACAUGUUUGAACAUGACGGAGACUUCAAGUACAAACAGAUCCCCAUCUCCGAUCACUGGAGCCAAAAUCUCUCGCAGUUUUUCCCAGAGGCCAUUUCUUUCAUUGACGAAGCUCGUUCCAAAAAGUGUGGUAUCCUGGUGCACUGCCUGGCAGGGAUCAGUCGCUCGGUAACGGUAACCGUGGCCUACCUGAUGCAGAAGCUCAACCUGUCGCUCAACGACGCGUACGACUUUGUGAAACAGAAGAAGUCCAACAUCUCACCCAACUUUAACUUCAUGGGUCAGCUCUUGGACUUUGAGAGAACAUUGGGGCUCAAUAGCCCGUGUGACAACCGUUCCUCCUCCACCAAUGACCAACUGUUUUUCACCACGCCAACCAAUCAYAACGUGUUCCAGCUCGACACGCUGGGAUCUACAUGAAGGGGUGGUGAUGGGGGCGGGACUUGAGCGGCUAUCUUGGAUGUGAAUGUUUUUUCUCUUCUCUUCAGAGAUUGGCUGGCUGGCUGGCUGGCUUUGACAGCGUAUAGCCUGGGAUGGUAGACUGACGGUGCGUGGACAGGGACAGAUCAGAGGCCAAAUGGAAGUCUGCUUGGCUUGUAGAGCUCUGUUGGUCUCUCAGACGGUAGACAGGAAGAGGAAGAAGCCCUGUCUCCUCUCCUCAGUGGUUUGGGAAGCUUGUCGUCUUGCCUUUGGAACAGCCUGUUUUUUUUUUUGUCUAAGGAAAGAAGAAGUACUAGGAGUAGACUGAGACAUGCUACGCUGUA